AUGCCAUCCAACGAAGCCCUUGCACCCUUCUCUCGGACCUUCCGUGUCCUUAUUAUCGGUGGUUCCUAUGGUGGUCUGGCUGCCGCUUUGACCCUAGCCGACCUUGCCCGUGGGAAGGCUGCUCGUUUUAAUUAUAACCCGGAUGCCAAAGCUCCUCAGGCUCGUCUUCCUAUUCAGAUUACCGUCGUUGAUGAGCGAGAUGGAUACUACCACCUCAUAGGAUCUCCCAAAGCCCUGGCCUGCGAAAAGUUUGCCCCCAAGGCAUGGACCCGAUUCGCAGACAUCCCGGCUCUUAAGGCUCCUAAUAUGGAGUUUGUCCGGGGCAGCGUCACCUCCAUCGAUCCGGAACGAAAGGUGGCCCAGAUUCUCGAAUUGCAGUCUCAGCAAACCCGACACGAGCAGUAUGACUACCUCAUUGCUGCUUCGGGACUGCGACGCGUCUUUCCUACCGUUCCUCAGUCUCUUUGCAGAGAUGACUUUUUGAACGAAGCCAAGUUGCAUAGGAAGAACGUUCAGGACGCGCAAGAGGGAGUGGUUAUUGUUGGUGGUGGCGCUGUCGGCGUGGAAAUGGCCACAGAGAUCAAAGAACUCAAUCCGAACCAAAAGGUAACCUUGGUUCACUCCCGGAACCGUCUACUUUCUGCAGAGCCACUGCCAGAUGACUUCAAGGACCGUGUAUGCGAUAUCCUGCGGGAGACUGGCAUCGAAGUCAUCCUUGGUCAGAGAGUCAUCGACCACAAAGCAGUCGAAACCAAUGACGAAAGACGCACCUGGCAUCUCACCCUGGCCGAUGGCACGCAGCUCAAGGCGGGACAUAUCCUGAGCGCCAUCUCCAAGUGCGUUCCCACAUCGACAUACCUGCCACAGGAUGCACUUGAUCAAGAAGGCUACGUGCACAUUCACCCUACAUGUCAAUUCCAAAAUAACAUGCCCAAUGCAGAGCACCACUUCGCUAUCGGUGACCUUGCCUCCUGGCCGGGUAUCAAACGUUGCGGAGGCGCUAUGCUCCACGGCCACUAUGCCGCUACAAAUGUCCACCAACUCAUGCUUUCCGAAUGUAUUGGCAGCAAGCCUGAGUUCAUGUCCCUUCAGGUGUCACCACCAAUGAUCGGACUCUGUCUGGGUAAGACGGCUGUCACGUACAACAACAUCGAGGGGACACGCUCAGGUGAGGACCUGAUGGCUUCUAUGUUUGGUGAUGAUAUGGGUAAUACCGUAUGCUGGAACUGGAUGCGGCUGAGUGAGCCAUGCCAGGCAUGA
This is a messenger RNA of Aspergillus glaucus CBS 516.65, 1260 nucleotides long. Its product is annotated as putative pyridine nucleotide-disulfide oxidoreductase AMID-like. Gene Ontology annotation, molecular function: electron-transferring-flavoprotein dehydrogenase activity; flavin adenine dinucleotide binding. Gene Ontology annotation, cellular component: cytoplasm. Bases 1 to 1260 code for a protein of 419 amino acids. The transcript is spliced from 4 exons. The record is from RefSeq and is a predicted model, not a curated record. Lineage: Eukaryota; Fungi; Ascomycota; Eurotiomycetes; Eurotiales; Aspergillaceae.